Molecule: messenger RNA, 1138 nt
Organism: Gasterosteus aculeatus aculeatus (three-spined stickleback)
Lineage: Eukaryota; Metazoa; Chordata; Actinopteri; Perciformes; Gasterosteidae
Source: RefSeq, a predicted model, not a curated record
CAGCAGUAAAUAUUUAGAUAUUUGGCGUGAAUCUUCCCUUUUGAAUCACAUACAACAUCCUAGAGAUAAACAAAUCCACAGUGCAUUAUGAACAGCCCCUUACAUCCUAACCGCCAUGCUGCCGUCUCGCCCUAAUCCUCCUCCCGCCUCCCCCGCUGUAAUCUGAUUAGCAGUGGAGUCUGCCAGCGUCUCCUCUGUGCAUCGGGGGAACUUGUGCGAUUAAAGACGAGGAGGUACCGGCAGCAGAUUUCCGGCCAGUCUGCGCGCCUCCUCGCUCCUCGUGCUCGCUUCUCGCGCUCGGGCCAUGGUCGCCGGCUCUGCCCCACGAUGCCGGUGUUCUACUCGCCUGUUCCCGAGAAGCUGCAGGUGGGUCUGGCCUACGUGGGAGGCUCCGUGUUCAGCAACAACAGGACGGCGGACAGCGACUUCUCCAGGGAGCAGGAGGACGCCUCCGUGGUGAACGAGCUGGUGUCCCACCUUCCCCUCCAGAUGCUUCUCUACUUCAACAUCUUUUACUUUCCCUGUUGGUGGUUUUCUGCUGUUUUCAUGCUGGAAGUGAAGUUCCACUAUCUCCCCGGAUACUACCAGGCUCUGCUCAUCACCGGCAUGAUCCUCCUCACCAUCAUCGAAGUGGUCCGGCUCUACCUGGGCUACGUUGGCAACCUCAGAGAAAAGGUGCCAGAACUGGCGGCCUUCUGCCUGCUGUCUUUCAUGUUCCAGCUGCCGGUGCUGCUGUUCUUCCUGACCGACGAGGGAAUCCUCAUCCUGCCCCUGGAGAGAGCCGUCCACUCCCUGUACCUCGCCUUCCUGCUGGCCCAGAUCCUGGCCUCCUUCCUGGCGCUGAGGACCAUGACCCGAAAGCUCACCUUGCUCUUCCACCUGCGGCAGUUCGGCAGGGUGGAGAGCCUCGGCCACGCGGGGAUGAGCCCCGUCUACGGGUCGCCCUGCCGCCGCCGCCGCGGCGCGCUGCCCGUGUCCCCCACCCACCACGUGCACCGUUAAAGGAGAAAGACGUCUUCAAUUAGCGACGCAUUACGGGUAAAUAGGGAUGGUAUUUAUUUAUUACGGUUUGUUCACACUCCGUCUACCUUCAUCGAAUUUUCUAUUUGCACAUUAAAAUAAAACAAGUGUUUUUCUA